Molecule: messenger RNA, 2980 nt
Organism: Chelmon rostratus (copperband butterflyfish)
Lineage: Eukaryota; Metazoa; Chordata; Actinopteri; Chaetodontiformes; Chaetodontidae
Gene: odc1
Product: ornithine decarboxylase 1
Exons: 11
Coding region: 309-1688 (459 amino acids)
Cellular component (GO): cytoplasm
Molecular function (GO): ornithine decarboxylase activity
Source: RefSeq, a predicted model, not a curated record
UCAGUUAUAGUCUUGUGAGAGAGGCGUCACCUUCUGCAGCGGACUUCAUUGUGAAGCAGACUGCUUUUUUUUAAUCCCAGGAUUCGGGUCUAAUGGACAAACACUUUGUAAAUGCUUUUUAAGAAUCCUCACUCUAGGAAAACGCACACUGGCUACUCAGCAGGCCCUGGCCUUGAGUCUUAUUUGAAAGGAUUUAACUUCACUGGUGAACCACCUUGGCUUCUCUGCACCUGAGUUACAGCAACGCCAAAUUCCAUCUCUUUCAAAUUCAAUUUACUAGUGACCAAUCAAAAGGACUUCUUGUCACCAUGAACACUGCUGCCCCUGAGUUUGAAUUCUCUUUCCUGGAGGAGGGUUUCUCUGCCCGAGAUACCGUUGAGCAGAAGAUCAAUGAGUCAUCCAUGACGGAUGACAGGGAUGCCUUCUAUGUCUGUGACUUGGGAGAUGUACUAAAGAAACAUCUGCGCUGGGUCAGGGCCCUGCCUCGCAUCACUCCUUUCUAUGCUGUCAAAUGCAAUGACAGCCAGGCUGUCGUUAUGACUCUGGCAUCCCUGGGAGCUGGCUUUGACUGUGCAAGCAAGACUGAGAUCCAGCUGGUUCAGUCUCUGGGAGUGGAUCCAAGCAGAAUCAUCUAUGCCAACCCCUGCAAGCAAGUUUCUCAGAUCAAGUAUGCAUCUGCCCAUGGGGUCCAGAUGAUGACCUUUGAUAGCGAGGUGGAGCUCAUGAAAGUGGCCCGCUGUCAUGACAAUGCCAAGCUGGUGUUGCGUAUUGCCACAGAUGACUCGAAGGCAGUGUGUCGCCUGAGUGUGAAGUUUGGGGCCCCACUCAAAGCAUGUCGAGGUCUUCUGGAGCGGGCUAAAGAACUGGGACUGGAUGUGAUCGGUGUCAGCUUCCACGUUGGCAGUGGCUGCACUGAUCCUGAGACCUACACCCAGGCUAUCGCUGAUGCACGCUGUGUCUUUGAUAUGGGGGAUGAGCUGGGCUUCAACAUGGACCUAUUGGACAUCGGAGGUGGUUUCCCUGGUUCAGAUGAUGCUGAACUCCAAUUUGAAGAGAUCACAGCAGUAAUUAACCCAGCCCUGGACAAGUAUUUCCCUGCUGACACUGGUAUUAAGGUCAUCGCUGAGCCAGGUCGCUUUUAUGUGGCCUCUGCUUACACACUGGUUGUGAACAUCAUUGCCAAGAAGGUCAUCAUGGACGAGGAUUCAGCUUCUGACGAGGAAGACGAAGGGACCAAUGAUAGAACUCUGAUGUACUAUGUCAACGAUGGAGUGUAUGGAUCCUUCAACUGUAUACUCUAUGACCAUGCUCACUGUUUGCCAACGCUACAUAAGAAGCCAAAGCCAGACGAGGUCUUGUACCCUUGCAGUAUCUGGGGUCCAACAUGUGAUGGCCUUGAUCGCAUUGUUGAGCAAUGUAACCUGCCUGACCUGCAGGUGGGUGACUGGCUAGUCUUCGAGAACAUGGGUGCCUACACCGUGGCCGCCUCCUCUACCUUUAACGGUUUCCAAAGACCUGACAUACACUAUGUCAUGUCCCGCCCCGCUUGGCAACAUGUGCAGCAGAUCUGUUCCCAGGGCAUUCCAUCUCCUGUGGAGGAAUCUUGCCUGUUUGAAGUGCCGGCCUGCUGUGGUCGAGAGAGCAGCUUGGAGAUGCCCACUAAGCCCUGCCAUGCCAAUGUGGUUUAAAAACAUACUAUACAUCACAGCAAUGAUCUAGCAUUCUUUCUUUAUUAAUUAUUUGAGAAGGUGCUUUUUGUUUUUUUUCCCCUCUCCUCCCCAAAUGUACAUGAAAUUUCAAGGCCAGUUACUUGACAGGAGAAUGAGAGGGACAUGUUGCACAAAUAUCUGUGUUCUGUAUGGAAGCUGGGGAUCAAUCCUCAAUGAAAUGAGGCUGAAUCACAUUCUAAGUGUCUUUGUGUGUUCCAGGAAGUGUGACAGGGCAACUCUGUACAUGAACUUUUUGCUGAAGUCUUCCUGCACUAACUUGGGGGGAUGACUGUAAGGUGUACUGUAGUACAGGAAGAGCCUAUUUACUGAACUGGAAUAGUGUAGGGAGAGAAACUGUUGCUUUGCAAAAUCACAAAACUAUUUCACUGGUUACCCAUCACUAUAUGGUUCACAGCAUUUUAAACUAUAGCAGUAGUCCAAGUGGUGAAGGUUACCAGUGCAAUUAACUUAAUAUCAAAGACUAGUUAGCAGGUUGCGCUUAGCUCAGGCAAUCACCAGUGCUAACUAACCUGCAAAAUGUUAAGGGGGUUAGUUUGCUAAUAAAAUGUUUACCAUUCAAAGCCCUGUUAACAGCUGAAGUCACAUCCCUAGCUUGUAACUCGCAAAGAGGUAGUUGGAAGGGUGAUUUAAUUCUCAAAUGGCUGCUAUGUUUAUAUUUUCCAUGAUCUCCACUUCUGUACAGAACCUGUCAAGUGUUAGUCCUCAAGACGUUUUGGGUUUUGUGAAUGCUUCUUCACUGAUUAUUGCCAUAGAAAGUCUUUCCUGUACAAAAUUUGAAUAUGUAUAGGAACAGAAAAUGCAUGCACCACAUUUUGCAUGUCAGAACUUCACAUAAUUUGUCUUUGUGCUGAUUAUGGCAGUGGCAUUUGAAACCACUGGUCAAACACAUCUAGAUACAUAAACUGAACCGACAUUUCAGGCACCCAUGUCAAGAAUGUGAUCCUCGUAUUCGUCCAGGUCACGCUACACUGCAGGUGCCACCAAAAACAGAUCUUCAAGAUUAACACUUAAAACACAGGGACUCAAAAGCAGACUGCACCUCUCCUCUUCUCCUCCUUAUCUUAUUUUAUCUUUUAGUUUUUGUAACUUGUAGAAGGCAAGAAGUCUGUUUGUAAUAUUAAUAAGAAGCCGUGCUUAACCAUACAUUUGAAAUGGAUACGAAAGAGACGGGAUUGCAAAUUCAUAAUGCUUUCCUAUGGAAACUUUCUGAAGUUUUGUAUUUUUUUAAUAAAUAAAAUAUUAGGUGCAGA